GUAAGCGGCAUAAAGCUAAUUUCUAAAAAGGAAUAUGGCGCUGCCCAGUUAUCAUGUAUCUAACGCUAAUCUGGAUAUCUGGGGAAAUGGUCUUUGUCCCGGACAGAUUCAACGUUCUCCUUACGCUGCUACACACGCUGAAGAGAUGAAUCCAGUCAAGCAAACCCUGUCUCCAAUUGUCACUGGAACGUCUGUUCUGGGUGUUGCUGUUAAAGAUGGUAUCUUACUUGCCGCUGAUACUCUUGGCUCCUAUGGUAGCUCGGCUCGCUUCAAGAACUGUUCUCGGGUUAUGAAAGUCAAUGAAUCUACAGUGCUUGCUGCUGGUGGAGAUGUGGCUGAUUUUCAAUAUCUGAAAACUAUAAUAGAACAACGUGUAAAUGAUGAGAAUUGUUAUGAUGAUGGCUUCAAUUACAAUCCCCGAAGUUUGUUUUCAUGGUUGACCAGAGUCAUGUACAACCGCAGAUCAAAAUAUGACCCAUUGUGGAAUACAUUUGCCAUUGGAGGAAUGCAUGAAGGAAAACCAUUCCUUGGUUAUGUUGACAAAAUUGGCAUAGCAUAUACAUCUGACACUCUAGCUACUGGCUUUGGGGCUUAUUUGGCUCGUCCUAUAUUAAGAGAUGCUCUUGAGAAAAACCCAGACAUGUCAAUGAGUGAGGCCAAAACUCUUAUAAUGAAAGCUAUGAAAAUUCUGUUUUACCGAGAUGCUCGUUCCCUUAACAAGUUUGAAAUUGUGUCUGUGACUAAAGAUGGUGCAACUAUAGAGGGACCACUUUCUGCAAAAGUUGACUGGAGUAUUGCAAAUUUGAUCUGUGGUUAUGAAUAAACAUCCAGGAUAUAUCAUUCCAGUCAUGUACUUUUUCUUUUAUUCACUCAUUUUAAUAUUUCUUCAAUAAAAAUCAAUGUUAAGCUUU
Octopus bimaculoides (California two-spot octopus) is the source of this 911-nucleotide messenger RNA. RefSeq names its product proteasome subunit beta type-4. NCBI's taxonomy places the organism in Eukaryota, Metazoa, Mollusca, Cephalopoda, Octopoda, Octopodidae. Gene Ontology annotation, cellular component: proteasome core complex; cytoplasm. The record is from RefSeq and is a predicted model, not a curated record.